GUGGAGGAGUGUUUACAUUUCGGCGCACGCAACUAACCUGUUGUGCGCGUAUCGACCGGCGCUCGGCCGGCGCUCGGCGGCGCUCGGCCGGGGCGAGGCAGUCUCGGGCAGUCGUCUCUCGUCGGAGGCCGCGUACUAGUGCCCAGUGGUUCACUGUUCCCCAGUGCAGUUCUUGUGAUCGACAUGCAGUUGCCGGCAACGCGCCGGCCGCACUAAGACAAACAACUUCAGAUAUGCUCCAGUCCUUACUUCAACCAAGAGAUAAUCAGCGGUGCCUGGUGUUGUACAGCGAAGAUGAUUGGUGCUAUGCCAGCUGUGGCGGUUCGCCAUGAAAGACGUCGCAAUGAAAAACGCGGAGGAGGAGGGGGGCGGAGACCAUCGCAGCUGCCACUGCAGCUCGGCCGCCCCAUGGAUGCAGACGCCACACCCUCGCCUGACCAUCAUCGGCUGAGGAAUGAACUCUACGUCUGCGGCAAGUAUGCGCAGGUGGCAGCUCUUCACGCAGUAGUGGGAUCCCUUCUGCUAGGGAUCGUAGUACUGGUGGUGGGCUUGGUGCAGCUCUCGCCUGGCGCUGAAGCCGCACAACAUCGCUACUAUCUGAUGGGAGCCGGCGCUGCACUGGUCGGGGCCGGCAUACUUGGCGCUGUUCUGAGAUGCAUCUGCCUCCACUGGUACAAUCGCAAGUUCCGUCAGGACAAUGAAGAGGAUCCAGAGCCUACCACACACAAGAAUGGAGUGAGCGUGGUCGAGAGCGGACCGGACCAUAAAUCCGGCCACCAUGACCAUAAGACCGGCCACCACGACCAUAAGACCGGACAUCACGACCAUAAAGGACAUGAGAAGCACUCGCAUGAUCAUAAGGCAGCUGACAAACCGAAGCUGAAGUCUCAAGCCAGUGUGGGCCGUGAUGUGGACCUCAUCAAGCAACCCUCAGCUGCCAGCGACACCUAAGCUAAGUCCCGACCACUAGACUAGCCUAUCUUAAGCGUCCGUGUGCUGUAAGGGACCCACGGGCCUAAUACAGCCCACAUCAUGUACUCGUAAACUCUCGAUGUCGCCGUACUGUUGGUUGUCUACUCACGAUAUUAGAUCUGUGUCUCUUGGCAAUAGUUAUCUGUGUGUUGAGCCCACACCACAGAUUGCUGCUGUUCUUGGACUGUAUUUUCAAUCUAGUCUUACGAUUUUCGUAGCAGUCAGUUGGAAAUCUUUGUUUCUCAGACUAUAAUGAAAUACUCACUUGUUUUACUUUCAACGUAAGCAUGAAUUGGGAGUACUUUAAUCUGAAAAGUUCCCAUACUUUACGUGACCUUAUUUAAUUACUUAUUCACACAGUACGCCUUUGGACGUGCUUGAAUUCCCAGUCGCGUUUUCAAAUAGUUUCACGACUACAGUCUCCGUCUGUUGACGUCACACUGACGUAAACAGUUACAGUAAAACACUGUUAUUUUAUUUGUUUUACGCCACACAAGUAUUACUUAAGAUACACAAUUAAUUUUCUCGUAAGGUAACUCGAAACAUUCUAGUAUUUAGGUUUAGUAAUAUCUACUAAAAGUAAUUUAGUGUACUUUACUGUUUACUUUCAAAAUAUAUAAACAUUCACAAUAUAAUCAUGUAUGGAAUUUGAGAAUGAAUCGCGUCCAUUUUGUGUCUGUAGGAUUUAGCGGUUCAUUCUCACGAGAGAGUGGUCAUCAAUUGUACAUACAUUGUGUAGGUACACUCGGUGACGUACUCCACAAUAUCAUAAUAAUUGGAUAUAAAAUGUUCCAGUCUGUUCUCACGUAUCCCUUACUAUAAUCUAACUUGUAAAUAUUUUGUAAUGUGUCUACAUAAUUAUUGUCUUUUGUAUUAAUGUUAUGGUAUAUAUUAUAUACAACGUUAGUUACAUAUCAUUUUAAUUAGGACCUACCAUUUAUUCUCACAUAACUCACACCGAUCAUUUUAUAUUUUAAUUUUUUUAUUUAUAUCAUUAUUUUAUCGUGAUAAAAUUUAGAUUCGGAAUAUUUAUAAUUUCUGAGUGAAUAUAUUUUUGAAAAAUUUACAACCUAAACUCAAAAUUCGAAUAGGUAUCUUAAGUUUUAGUGACCCCUUAAAGAUUUACGCGAUCGUUUUGAAAUUUUAAUCAUUCUAAACCUUACCGUCCGUUGUGAACAGAAUGGAUUUAGUAAAAUAGUAAUAAACUGCAGUUUUAAUGAACAAUAUACUAUAGAACACAUGAUUACGACCAUGUACUAUAAGAAUUGCAUGCAUUUAAGAGCUUCGUAACGUUUCAAACAUAUAACUUUGUAUAACGUAGCGAGUACCCUACGUUACUGUUAUGUUACUCUUUCAUCCAACUUAUUUAUAUUACGAAGAACUAGUUCAUUUCUAACGCGACUCAUUUUUACUUUUAUAUUUCUUCUAAACUGACUGACAGCUUAUCAUAAGGUAGGGGUUUGCAGAUAAACCCUCAAACGGCUCAUCUUUUGCUGUCCGACGUUUCGUCUGUAGCUAGACAGUGGACUCGCUUCCCUGUCGAGACAAUUUCGUUUCCAUCUACGUAGUGUUACAAUUAUAAUAAACAUUUAAUCAUUAUAAAGAAUAAUAUUACAAUAUCAAUACAAUAGCUGUACGUGUUUACAUUCGAUGUUGUGUCUCGGUGUUUUAUGAUUAACGAAGAUAUCUCAUAGACCAAUAUAUGAUCAUCGUGUAGGAUAGUAUCAGUGUUACUAUAUUAUGGAAUGCGGAAUAUCAUAUCUACUCGCACUCGCGUUACUUCGCCGUUUCUCAUUACCUACUUUACGUUUCACUUUCGAUACUUUAUAAAACCUUGGAAUUUUUAUCCUAAGAGACUGAGAAGAGUGUUCUAAAAUAAAUUUCAAAGAAAUCAUUUAUUUAUCAGUUUUGAUGAUUUACCUUCUAUAGUACUAUAAUUUAAUAGUCAUCGAUUUACACAAUAAUUUAAUUUUGGAAUAUAUAUAUUUUGGGGUCUACGGAUUGAAUUCAUCACUCAUUGUGGGGUCCAAUGCUUGGUCCAGUAUAAUCAAAUUAUGUAUCGGAUUUAUGAAUGCUUAUCUGUUCGUAUUGAAAGCACACUUAAUUUUACUCGUUAGUUUCCUGAUAUUCUAGUCUUAAGUAUUUUUUACUUUUAAUAUAUUUUUUUUACUUUAUGGGAUAUGCGUAAGAUCUAUGGAUUGUUGCGAGUUGAUUGAACUCAUCUCAUACAUUUUUGUGUACUUACUGCUUUGGAUCUAUGAGAAGUACUUGUCUCUGUCUGCUGUCUAAUUUGUAUGUGCCAUAAACUAGCUGAUAAAGAGUUGUAUGAAAAAUGUAUGAGCAGAAGUUAUCACAGGUCUUCUGUAGUAAGGUGGAAGCUACUUCGAGAAGGACGGGAUUACUGUUAUUGUAUAUUUAUUGAUUAGGAGUAAUGAUGAAGACAUUGUGUGUUGUACUGGUAUUAAUGUUUAUGAAUGUUUCUUUAAGUUCUGGGACCGACUAGCGGAUGCUUGUGUAGGUUCAGAAAGCAUGGAUUUAUUUUGGAAAACUAUAUAAAAUUAUACUAUGAAACUUCAGACUUUUCCAAAUUCAAUCCAAGUUGAAAUGAAGAUAAUAUCACCAGUCCUGUAAAUGAAAAUAGAAACAUCAAAUAUGUAUGGCGUCUCUGAGCUCUGGAUUUCAUAUGUAAUUUGAUGUUUCUGUCUGUCAUUGAGUGUAGUACACCUACCAGGCUUGCAUAAUGAGCUAGGCGUCUGCCAGUCGUGCCCACAAAGUAUUCCAUAUACCUAAUGAUAUUAAGUUCGUCGAUGUGUUAGGGUAAGAACAAACUAGUUUAUUGUAUUAUAACUGGUAACUAUAGUCUGUAAUCUAUAUAUGUAUGUGUAACAUUAUUUUAAAUAUUAUGCAUUAUGAGCUUUAGCGCCUGAAUUUCGCUUAAGGAAAGUUGCCAAAGAAGAGUAUCAGUUAUUUUUACAUGCUUUUGUUUGAUUGACUAAAUGCUUGAAGGAAUGAACUAUUGGAAAAUAACAAUGUGUCACGAUAAUCUAGUGACUACACACGUGCACUGUCAGUUGAUAUUAUGAAUUUAAAACCAAGCAUUCUGAUUGAUCAAUCGAUCAUAGCCGAAUUAUUAUAGUUGUUAUAAAAUUAAAUAUUAUAUAAUAUCUAUUGAAUGGUUAAAUAAAUUAUACAUGAAAUAUAUAUUGUAUUUAAAACGUUUUUUAAAGCAAUUAGCGAUUUUGUUUAAAUAAAUUGCCGUGCCAAAGUUAACGUUAAAGUGGUUUAACCAUAUCUUUGAAGUUUAAAUAAAUUAUUUAUGUUAUAUAUAUUUAUGCUAGCUUUGUCUGGAAUUGAGGAUUUUAUUAAACGAUGAGAUUGUAUAAUUAUUUUAGGGAAAUUAAUAUAUGAUAUCUAAGUUAUGUUAAUUGUUUACUCAUUUAUGUAAACUUUAGUUAAUCAGAACUCGGUUUAACAACACAACAAGAUUAACACAAUAAACUGUAACCGAGCAACCAAUACGUAAUUACAUUUAUUUAAUUUACUCUCGACUUACUUAGAUAAUUAAUUAUUAUUUUGAUAGUACUUUUAUAUCUGUAUUUAAAGUAUAUAUGGACGCUAUAGAUGAAUGCUAUGCUAUAUAAAUGUUCAUGUAUGUAGUGUCUGGGCUAGACUCUCGAUAAUGGUAACGACAAAAAUCUGAGAUUAAAUCGUACACUUUAAUUAUCAUUUUUUCGUUCUAAAUAUGUUACAAGACUAGUGGAAGCGAUAAAGAAUACAGAUAAUGAAUUACAUUUAGUAGAAUUAAUGUUUAAUUUUACUCUUUUGUGAUACAAUUGGAAAUCUAUUAAAGUAAUAGCUAACUUAGCGACCGAUUUCUAUCGUUACAACUAUCGAGAGUAUCAGCCCCCGGUCUGUUAUUGCAGGCCAUUCUGUUUCCUUUGACAGCGUUGUAUGAGACAUUCCGCUUUAUAUGUUUCAAUUGAUCGUCAUGUAUUACGUAUUAAUAUUGUGAAACGCAUUAGUUAGUGUUUAGGGUAUAAACAGUAUAUUAUCAUUAACAUUAUUAUGUACUAAAUGUUAUCACAGCCGUUGUUAUGACACGGCCACAUCUACUUUCGAUUAAACCUCUCGAGGUUUCUCCUGACUUCACCUUUAUCCCCACACCUAAGCUCUAUUCACUGUGAUAAAAUAAUUGUAAGAAUUAAAAGUUAAAAAUAUUAAAUUUAAAAAUCAAUACGAAUAAUGUUUGUAUAAUUGUUCUAUGCUUCCGUCAGUUUGCGGCAGUUUUUUCGAUUGACGAAUGACGAUGAAAAAUUUUAUAAACUUGAAUAAUAUCACAGUGAAUAUAAUGAUUGGUUCUAUACCUAUUGUCCAAGUACCAUUUACGUUUUAUUUGUUUCAUAAUAUAUUGUAUCUUCUAAGGUCAGAAUGAUGUAUUUGUAUUGUAUUUCUUUGUUUAAGCUGACCUCACUCGAAUAUCCCACGUUUGAUUAUGUUACACUGUAAUCCUUUAUUUUAAAUAUAUCGACGUGUUUUAUAUUAUCGUAUAUUAUGAUAUAUUUUAAUUUAUCACGACUGUGCUGUUUUAUAUCUCAUAUAUUUUAUACCGAUGUCUCUAAAUAAAAUGUGAACAAGAA
Spodoptera litura is the source of this 5609-nucleotide messenger RNA. RefSeq lists its product as uncharacterized. The record is from RefSeq and is a predicted model, not a curated record. NCBI's taxonomy places the organism in Eukaryota, Metazoa, Arthropoda, Insecta, Lepidoptera, Noctuidae.